AUGUCUGCCCCGUCGGUGGUUUCCUCCGUCGAGGCGUACGCCAAGGCGCUGCUGCACUGCCAGAAGUACCCCACCCAGGCGGUCUCCGGCUUUCUGCUCGGGAAGCGCCUCACGGAGAGCGGCGCCAGCGACAGCGUGUUUGUCGCCGACGCCGUGCCGCUGUUCCACACCAUCAUGAUGACCCACCCGCACCCCAUGCUCAGCGUCGCCCACGCGCAGGUCUCCAGCUACGCCCGGACAAAGGGGCUGGUGCUCCUCGGCUACUACGUCGCCAACGAGCGUGCCGGCGACAGCAGCGUCUCGCCGCUCACUACAAACGUGCUGCGCAUGCUGCAGGACAAAAGCUCUACCGGAAACAGCCCGCUGCUGUGGACCAUCGUUAGCGCGAACCCCGUGGAAGGGGUGGGGGUGCACCUCUCCUACUACACGGGUGGAGGCAAGUGCGUCUCCGCGCCGGAGAUGACCUUCGGCCGGUGGAACUCGGACACGCUCACCUGCGAAGCGACAACCAGCAGCACGGAGGCGGUGGAAGUCUUUGAAAACGCUGUGGACGCGUUUAAGCAGUUUCAGCUUGUGGACUUCGAGGACCACCUGGAGCGGGUGCAGCUCAACUACCUUGAACAGGCCGUUCAGGUGUAG
Molecule: messenger RNA, 639 nt
Organism: Trypanosoma conorhini
Lineage: Eukaryota; Euglenozoa; Kinetoplastea; Trypanosomatida; Trypanosomatidae
Exons: 1
Coding region: 1-639 (212 amino acids)
Cellular component (GO): EMC complex
Source: RefSeq, a predicted model, not a curated record